AUGUUGAGAGACCAUAAUCUCUUCCUGUAUCGAGCAGGUCUGCCAUCAUGUCGCAUUAAUGGUUGUACCCCCGAAGGUCGGGCAUCGUUUCUCCACCAACCACCAACACCCAACGUCGUUUACGAUGUGGAUGUUGCCAUCGUUAAAGCUACAAAUCAUGUCGAAUGCCCACCCAAAGAGAGACACAUCAGAAAAGUUUUGGCUGCUACAUCUGCGAUUCGGCCUCGAGCAGAUGUACAGUAUUGUUUACAUGCCCUAGCAAGACGAUUAGCCAAGACUCGCAAUUGGACGGUAGCAUUGAAGACGCUAAUAGUUAUACAUAGGGCGCUAAGGGAAGCUAAUUUCAAGGAUGAUUCAAGCCCUAUUGAUUGGGAUUGUUCUGCUUGGGUUCGUACAUAUGGACUCUUCUUGGAAGAACGACUUGAAUGCUUUAAAAUCUUGAAAUAUGACAUUGAAGCCGAACGUAUCCCUAGACCUGCUCAAGAUGAAGAUAAUAAGGGUUACAGCAGAACUAGGGAUUUGGAUAGUGAACAAUUAUUGGAGCAAUUGCCCUCAUUACAACAACUAUUAUACCGUCUUAUGGGAUGCAGGCCUGAAGGGGCAGCUGUUGGGAUUAUAAAAAAACUCAGUUGGGUUCUAAUUUUCGUCCUUUGUUUGAGGAAAUGAAGAUGCUUCUACAAAUGGAAUGUUGGAGUGCUAAUAUACAACCAAACAAUACAAAGUGGAGAAGAUCUUGACUUAUUCAUUUAUGAUUAUAUAAUAAUAGUUAAUUGUUUUUAUUCUAAUUUUUGUUUAUGUUGUAUUCAUAUGUGAUUAUAAAAAAAUAGAUAUGUAUUACAUUGUAACUUUUUGUGUUAUUAUUUAUGAAUAGAUGUACAAUCU
Molecule: messenger RNA, 882 nt
Organism: Lactuca virosa
Lineage: Eukaryota; Viridiplantae; Streptophyta; Magnoliopsida; Asterales; Asteraceae
Source: the annotation of a GenBank genome assembly